CGAAAAUGAAAGUAGACUUUUGAUUAAAUUUACGAUACUUACUAUGCGAGUGAAAUCUUUGAAUCGGGAAUAGUUUACGGACAUCAUUUAAUGCCUUGCGUAUUCCAACAGUCUUUAUUAAGAACUCUUGUACAGCCGUUUCGGAGUUUAUUUGCAAAAUUUGUUUAUUGAUUUUGGGAGCUAUUUUCUUACAAUGGAUGGACAAUGUGGAAGUACAUUAAGACACUGUAUUGUAGGGAUAGCUGUAGCAUUUAUUUUUGGAUCUGCAUAUGUACUUGAAAUGAAAUAUAGUGAACUUCACAGUGAAAUAAAAUUACGCAAUGCGGAAUUAGAAUACAUUAAACAGCAAAUGAAAGACUUAAAAUUGAAAGUAGAAAUGUCCGAACAAAUGCACAAACGAUGUGAAGAUGAAUGUAUUACAGAAGUAGAGGAACCAGGAAAUCUAACAAAGCGAAUUAGCAUCAUAGAGAACAGAAUUGGUGUUAUGGAAAAAAAUCUGGAAGACAAACAGGCAGUUGUAUUCAAUGCAGCCAUCAGCAAACCAGUUCUGCAACUUGAACGGAAUACUCCGGUCAAUCUUGUCUAUGACACUGUUUUAUAUCAAACUGGCAACGUGUAUAACCCACGCAAUGGUUUCUUCACGGCACCCUCUGGUGGUCUUUAUGUGUUUACAUGGACAACUAUGGUUGAUUCUCAUAAGAUAUGUGACACAGAACUUUUGGUGAACGGUGAAACAAAGGGCUUAGGAAACUGUAAUAAUGACCUAAGUCCUGGCUUUGAAAACUGUGCUAAUACAAUUCCUGUUGUUUUAAAAACUGGAGAUGAAGUCAAUAUACGCACAACUGCGGCAAAUUAUAUCUAUGGAUAUCAUAGGUCAAGCUUCAAAGGGUGGAAAGUUUGGAUAAACUAGUACUAAACAUUUUCUUUAUUAACAUUAAUGCAUGAAAACAUUUUAAGUUGUAAAAGUUAUAUUUCAAAGAUUUUAUAUUCGAAGAAGGUUGACAUUGUAAAAGAUAUACUUUGAACAAUUAAAGUGUGUACAUAUGUAUUUUCAGAAGCAUGGAUAUGUAUGCCUAUCACUCUUAUUAAAUAUUUCUUAUGUGUCCCCCAUUUAUUUUUGAGCUUUGAUUCAUACUUGCAAACAGCUUUUUAAAGAGACGUCUGGGCAGUGUUUCAGUUAAUAUAUAAAGUCGAAAUACACUGUACACUUCCUUUACAAUAUUUUGAUUUGUUUCUAUUACAUAUUUGGAUUUUUGACCAAGAUUUUUUGAUCAAUAAAU
Molecule: messenger RNA, 1280 nt
Organism: Saccostrea cuccullata (small rock oyster)
Lineage: Eukaryota; Metazoa; Mollusca; Bivalvia; Ostreida; Ostreidae
Exons: 2
Coding region: 194-910 (238 amino acids)
Molecular function (GO): protein binding
Source: RefSeq, a predicted model, not a curated record